AUCCCCAUCACCCAGAAAGCCUAUCUUCUGUUUCCAUCUAUAAUCUGCAUCAAUAUAAGGUUGACCUGGCGCCAUCAUGUGGUCUAAAACCCCCAGACCGUGCAGUCCACAUAGCCUGUCGUGCUUGUCGAAGACUUUUAUAUCUUCGAUCGCGAUACCAUGAGGGAAGAUAACGUCACGACGCACGAAAGGCUGCCUUCCACUUGGCGAGAUCAGGUUCGCUAUUCCGCCAUCCCCAAUGGUAAGAACCAGCAUAAGCGAUCGCGAUGGAAAACCAUCUUGCUCCCACAUUGGCUGUCCGACGAGCCCGAGAAAGGCAAAGAAUGGAUCAAAGGGGCGGUCAUCUGCACCUGGAUCACUGGUCUGAUUCUCGCCAUCAACGCGAUAUUGGCUAUCGUAGCCAUGGUCCUUGCAUAUCGUCGAAAGGCCAAUCGAGGUCAAUUCCAGAAGGCGGAGCUGUAUAUCGGCCAAUGCACGCGUUCGAGUCACUGGGCUACAGGACUCCAUGUCGUUAUCAACGUGUUAAGCACUAUCCUUUUGGGAGCCAGCAGCUAUGUGAUGCAAUGCCUGGGCGCGCCAUCUCGGACUGACAUCGAUCGCGCGCAUGCCAAGUCACAAUGGCUGGAUGUUGGGACCUUCAGUAUUCGCAACUUGGCGGUGAUGGACGGCCGGCGGAAGAUCCUGUGGUUUGUGCUUUUUCUCAGCUCAACUCCGAUUCAUAUGAUCUACAACUCGGUCAUCUUUUCGUCUCUCUCCACCAUCGACUAUGGCAUGCUCAUAAUUCCGAAUGAUUUGUCUCCGGCAGAGUCCCUAGUUGGUAACGAUACUACCGGCAGGGACUAUUUCUGGGCCGAGAUGGGGUCUGAUGCAGCUGUCGUGAAGGAAGAGAUUUUCAACGGGACGUUUACCAACGUGACGACUAAAGAUUGUGCCAGUCAGUACAAUGUUGGCUUUAAUACGCAUCUGGGUACGCUCAUCUUCGUGGCUGAUCGUCAGUAUUUCCAUAACACGAGCAGUCUUCAUCCCGGGGUGAUGACCUCUUCCGUGUAUAAUUAUAUACAAAAUCUAGAUAAUGCCAGCAUCUCCGAGCAGAUCCUGGCAGGUGACUGGGCGCUGCUCAGUGAGUAUUGGAGUUAUCGCGUGUGGAACUACUCUGUGGCCGAUCUUGCCUCGAACAUUGCCUUGAAUAUUCCGCCGGAAUAUAUGCCGUAUGUUGCGCGAGAUCUUCGUGCAAUUGGAGAUCCAUUCUAUUUUGAUCUCCGUGAUGAUACCCUCUACGACUUUAUACACUCUUCGUUGGAGUCUUACAUUUAUGGCAGCUCUUUGUAUUCCGACCUGCUCACUCUGGUGGAGUACAACUAUGCCUACAAUCCCACGCAGGAAGCCUUGCGCGAGUGCUUGGACACUCCGUCGAAUUGGAGAAACAGCUCCUGGGCUGCGAUGAUUACCUUUGAGCUUAUAGGCAUCGACGACCUGACCAGCAUUGGCAACUGGUUUGAUAACGAUCACUACUGGGUAGAUCACACCACAGCCCAACACAUUCCGGUAUCCCAUUGCCUGGUGAAAGAGGAGGAACAGCGCUGCCAGCUCUUCUUCAGCCCCCCAAUCGCCAUUGUCGUGAUCAUCUGCAAUAUCUUGAAAGUGAUUUGCAUGGCGUUGACCGCUCGGGUCGAGCGAACGGACCUUAUGUUGACUGUAGGCGAUGCUCUAGCCUCAUUUCUCACGCGCCCUGAUCCGGCCACGCUUGGUCGAUGUCUCCUCUCCCACGCAGACAUGACCCAUGGACCCCAAGCCUGGAAUCUACCAGCCAUCUCAUUUGGUCGACCGAAGGGAUACACCCUGAGCGCCCCAGAGUACCCCCUCGAUCCCAUCAUGCCUACCACCAGCGAACUCUAUCCCAGCCUUCUUCCGUGUCGUCAACGAUGGUACCAAGCGGCUAGCCGGAAACGUUGGGCCGUCGUCCUAAGCAUCUUUCUCGCCUGUCUCAUCACCGCGAUCUAUCUUUUCACCUACGCCGUCAGACAGAGCGCCUCUUUCAGCACCGCCAUGAGCCUCGGCUUCGCGCAGACCCGAGCCGACACCAUGAUCAAGCAUCUCUCGGCCAACAUGAUCGCCCUCGUCCUGCUAACCAACACACCGCAGCUCGUGCUCUCAAUCACCUACUUCCUUACCAACGGGCUACUAACCUGCAUGCUCGUGGCAGCCGAGUUGGACCGCUACACGCACCAGCGCCGGCCCCUGCGUGUCUCCUGGCCCCGCGACCAGCAACGAUCAACCUACUACCUCAGCCUCCCGUACCGCUACAGCGUGCCACUCCUCACACUCUCCACCACACUGCACUGGCUCCUCUCACAGAGUCUCUUCUUCGUCAACAUUCAGGCCUACAACGUCUUUCACGAGGUAGAUCAUGAUAAAUCGUCCCGGAGCUGCGGCUACUCCCCGAUGGCCAUGUUCAUUACCCUCUGGGUCAUCAUCUUAGCACUAGGACUCCUGCUGGGGCUCGGGGCCCGUCAGUUCCGGGCCCAUAUGCCCCUGGCAACGCAUUGCAGUGCCGCGAUCAGUGCCGCGUGCCAUCCACCACCCGAAGACAAGGACGCCGCGGGACGACCAGUAAAAUGGGGAGAGGUUCAGGAGAGAGUGACAGAGCAUGAGCAUACACAUGCGCAUUGUUCAUUCACAUCACUUGACGUAGUAACCCCGAGCUUAGUCCGGUUAUAUUGCUAGCCAGAUGUCAGUUUACUCAGUAACCGAGGAAGGUUAGAUCGCAAGAGAAUAGAAUAAACCCCUCCCCUCCCCUCCAACUCCGAAUCCGUACAAAACAAGCCAGGCAGUAAGUACUACUUACUUUACAUCCUAAGCUCCCUUAACCAGCACCCCAAUGCUAUCAACCUGCGCAGUGCAGUACUACUAGAUACAUUCCUUUCGGUUACUAUUACUACCCUCCGCAC
Messenger RNA from Aspergillus sclerotioniger CBS 115572, 2948 nucleotides. RefSeq lists its product as uncharacterized. The coding region runs from base 160 to 2724 and encodes 854 amino acids. The record is from RefSeq and is a predicted model, not a curated record. NCBI's taxonomy places the organism in Eukaryota, Fungi, Ascomycota, Eurotiomycetes, Eurotiales, Aspergillaceae. The transcript has 2 exons.